AGAGCUUAAAGCUGAUUCGGUUACUUGAAAGAUUGAACUAAUGAUUCAAAAUCAUCCAUUCACCAACCCUACAAAAGCAGCAAGACUUAAAAACCAAAGCUUUAAUUUUAAGGAGACUAUGGAGAAGAAGAAAACUACGAUUUUUCUGACAUCAAAGUUAGUUUGUUGGUUGUUAGUUUGGCGGUCAUGUUCAAGAACAACGACACAUUACAUUGUAUAUCUGUCUUAGGCUUAAAAAAACGACAUAAGAUGAUCGAUGUCUUUCUUAUACACUAUGUCUCUCUUCUCAGCUAAUUCCAAUAUGCAUAAACAUUGAAGUGGAAGCAAAGAAACAAGAAAAUGGACCCAACCGAUCAUCCUCAAAUAUUACUUACACCCUCUCAUUCCAUUCCAUCAUCCAACAAUGGAUUCCGAUUUCAGCUCCACCGUCGACACCUCUCGUCCCUUCACCUCCGUCAAAGAAGCCGUCGCCAUAUUCGGCGAACGCCUUCUCCUCGGGGAACUAUACUCUCCAAAGCCCUUCUCAUCAGGCACUCCGGCGAACAGACCAUCUCCAUCACCGUCGCCGUCGCCAUCACCACCGCCGAUGAAAACUCACCAAGACAGUGGCGAGCUUGUUGACGUGAUAAGGAAGCUGGAGGCAGAGCUCGAGAAAACGAAGGCGGAGCUGAAGCUGCUCAAAGAAAGAGGCAGCGAAACCGAGGUAGCGCUGGCAACGCUCAACGCGCAGCUUCACAAAAACAUGUCGAAGUUGGCUCAGGCCGAGGCCGCCGCCGCCGGGAAGGCGGCUGCCGCGACGCCGAGCAAGACGGUGCGGUUUGAGAUCAGCGAAGAUGAGAAAAACAAAAGGGAGUUGGUGAGGAAGAAGGAAGAGUCACAAAGCUUGGGUCACAUUCUGAGUCUUGGAGAAAACGACCAUCUUUUUGGAACCAGAAAAACGAGGAAACACAAACCUAUUAUCCCUCUUGUCGGGGAUUUCUUUUUCAGGAGAAAAUCAUCUUCCACUACUCAUCAUCACAAUCCUCUUUAUGCUUCUCCUUUUUAAUCAUUCUCAAUUUCUACUCACUCUGUUAUGCCUAUGGCUUUGUCUUUUUCUUCUUUUUUUCCCUUGUUUGUAAAAAUUGAACUGGUAAUAUGAGUUUGGUUAAUUUGAUUAA
Vigna radiata var. radiata (mung bean) is the source of this 1157-nucleotide messenger RNA. Its product is annotated as WEB family protein At3g51220. The coding region runs from base 404 to 1045 and encodes 213 amino acids. The transcript has a single exon. Lineage: Eukaryota; Viridiplantae; Streptophyta; Magnoliopsida; Fabales; Fabaceae. The record is from RefSeq and is a predicted model, not a curated record.